Molecule: messenger RNA, 1078 nt
Organism: Desarmillaria tabescens
Lineage: Eukaryota; Fungi; Basidiomycota; Agaricomycetes; Agaricales; Physalacriaceae
Exons: 8
Coding region: 371-1078 (235 amino acids)
Source: RefSeq, a predicted model, not a curated record
GUGCGAAACAGGACCCAUAGCAAAACAGGGAGGAUGAUUUCACUUCCAGGACUCGAACCUGGUGCAUGCAUUAGAUACGAACUUGUGAGCACUGACCAAAGAAAGCGCUCAAAACAAAGUCACAGUGCAGAAAAAUCACAUUGUUUAAGGCCCUUUGCCCAAAGUCCACCACACAGAUCAGGAUGGAAUGAUUACUUCCGAAUCGAGAGGAGGGACUACGAGUGCACGGGAAGAAUAAGAAUCCGUAGUAAAACCUAGCUUCGCGUCGUUUUUGGCUCUUCUCCUUGGACCAGAUCUAAAGAAGAAAAAACCUGAUAGAAACGCCAUAUGUCACUCUCAGGAUUCGAACCUGGUGCAUUACGCAGAUCCAAUGGGCUACAACCCUGUCAAGUUCCACAGCGUAGUUCGUCGAAAAGAAGGGAAGAUCUCCAUCUCUGCUCUCGGCAACUGGGAGGAUGCACGUCCUGUCGGUCCAUUGUCGUUUAUCACGUUCACCUACUACUCCACUGCUGACAGCCAGGUGACGACAAUGGGGAUUCAACGUCCGUCUAGGUGUAUAGAGAGGUUAUGGACGAUGAGAGAGGUCCGUUGGGCAAUAGUAGUCUGCGGGUCACUAUGCUUCGAGUUGGCGAAGGAGGGGCGUGUCACCGAUACGCCAAACCCUGGGAUGCGAGGUGUCCAGUACAGCAAGGACAUGGGAGGUGCAGUGACGCGCCAACAGGUUGUAUACAGCAGAUAUUCGGCGCAUCACCUAGUAGGAAGAAAGAACGAACCGAGCCCUCCCUUCAUCACACAAGGAUCAUAUCUUCCUCAGUGCACCGAGAUGGGGGUGAGAGAGCAUCCCGCACCCCCGCAUCUCUUCACGACCAUCGGGACUCGAACCCUAGUCCAACGUAAGGUCGUACUCAGCGUGCUUACCGUUAUUUCGCCUCCAGGAGUCGAACCUGGUGUAUGGCAAUGGGAUACACGCUGGGCUAUGAGGGAUGGUGGUGUAAACAUCGAGGGAGGUGAGUUGGUAGUCGAGAAGGAGGGGCAUGUCACGGCCAAAGCGGGUAGGCAGGUCGUCGCCGAACCCUAG